Messenger RNA from Helicoverpa armigera (cotton bollworm), 3460 nucleotides. RefSeq names its product cyclic GMP-AMP synthase-like receptor. The record is from RefSeq and is a predicted model, not a curated record. Lineage: Eukaryota; Metazoa; Arthropoda; Insecta; Lepidoptera; Noctuidae. The transcript is spliced from 5 exons. The coding region runs from base 902 to 2446 and encodes 514 amino acids.
AAUGAUAUAUUAAGAAAGGAAAUUGAUUUUGAAUCAUUUAAUUAUGAAAUAGAUUAUACGAAAAAAUCCUUAUUUAAUGCAUGUGAUGAUUUUAUAAAAUUAUUAAAUGAAAUAUAUUAUAUGAUUGUUGCAUGUUUACGAGAUUCACCUGAAAUAAAAUAUCUGAAAGAAAAAUGAAAUUUUACAUCAAUUGCCAUUGUGAUUUUAGUAUAAUUACUUGUAUAGUUCAUAAAAAUAAAUUAAUUGAUUUUAUAAUUAAUAUGUCAAUUAAUUUAAUCAUUCACAGUUGGUGCACCGGGGUUAAUAGAAUAAUUAACGGAAAAAUAACAAAUUUCGAUGUAAAUGAUGAAAUUAAGUUACAAGCAUUUAAAUAUUGUAAUACACAUAAAAAAAGGAAAUAAAAUAUACUUAGCCGAUAAAUGUACUCUUUAUCUUUUGUUUUUUUAUUAUCUCCCAUAAUAUUAUUGACUAGACUAGAAGUUGGAAACUGAAAACUGGAAACUGGAACUGGAAAUUGAAAUCACUGUUUUAAAUUCAAUUUACAGUAAAUUGAAUUUAAAACAGUGAUUUCAAUUUUCAAAUUUAAAAACAUAUUUAAGAGAACUCUUGAAAAGCGCCAUCUACCCUAACCAUACAUGAAGUAACCACGCCAUCUUGUGACGGGGGCCCGUUAACUUUCACGCUAGUAAGUUGUUUUGAACGAUGAGUUGCGUAUCUAUCUCUAUAUAGUGUAUUAUCUAUGAUUAUACUACAGAAAUUUUGAAUUAACCAGACGUGUUCAGUGCUUGCUACUUGAUUGUUCGCGUGUGCUAAAUAAAUCUAAUUAAUUAUUACUUCAUAUCAAUCAUCAAAAGUUCUGCCCUCGUUUUGUAGAUACCUACGACCUAACUACUCAAGCAAAAUGAAUAAUAAUAACAACAGGAAUAAUAACAAUGGUAACAACAAUGACCCCAAUCCUUGGGUAACAGCAGCCGCUGUGGGCCUGACCGGGGCCCUCGUCGCAGGAGCUGUGUACAUGUUCAGUGGCACCAGGCAACCUCAACAACCAUCUACCCAGAAUCGGCCAAGGAUAGAACCCUCUAGGUCUUCUCCCUCACGCGGUAGUGAGAGACCUAAUAAUCCAUCCGAGGCUUCGGUCUCAUCAUACCUGUCUGAUUUGUUGAGCAGAAUGAGCACAUCACGGGGAGGUUCUGCAUCUAAUGUGACUAUUGAAGAGAUACCAAACAUCCCGGACAAUCCAAACAUUAGCAACCUCAAUGCUUUGCUAGCAGACAUUCAUGUUAGAUACAUAAAGCUAACUCAGUUUGGUAUCCACUACAGAGUUUUUGAUACCAUUUUCCAAGAUCUACAUAAGAAGAUGAAAGAAGUGGAUCCGUACUAUAGGAAAUAUUCGAGCACGGUGCAAUUCGCUGGCAGCCACUACGACAACUUGCGCAUCGUUAAACCAGACGAGUUUGAUAUGGACAUUGUGAUUGGCUUGCCUUUGAACAUCAAGACGGAUCCCUUCAACCCUGCACAGAGUGAUAUUGCCAUCGAGCCCAAGGCGCCAGGGUUCGUGCAACUCAAGAUGGGUGUGCAAUUCCAACGCCUGCCAAUGAGGGACAACGAAGAGUGGCUCAACAACCGCGCCGCCUACGAAUGGAAAGACGACUCCAACUACCUCCUACGCUCCAAGUUCACUGACUGGUUCAAGAGCGUAGUGAACAAGGCCCUCAACAAAUUCCCAAUGAAUAUCAACUCGCGUCCUAUCGCCUACGUGGAGGGGGUGCCCUAUGUCAUAGACAAGUCGGAGUCUGGGCCGGCGGUCACCUUGUUAAUUAGUAACGCUUCGAAGAGUUUCAAAUUGGAUGUUGAUUUAGUGCCGUGUCUGAAGUUUCCGGAGGAUCGGUGGCCGAUAAGCAACAGUUACCGUGAAAUACCGUCUCGUUGCAAGAAAGACUACUGGAUGGUGGUGGGCAAGCCGAACGAGGCGUCUCCGGUGGUUUUCGACAGAAUGCGUUCGUGGCGCAUCGCUCUGCAUAACCAGGAACGAGAGCUCAUGCAUAAUUCUUACAACCUGCGGCAGGCCAUCCGAUUUAUUAAAAAGUUGAGAGACUCGCUUGGCAUGAAAAAAAUUGCGAGUUACUAUAUCAAGACCUUGUUUUUCUGGGAGAUAGAAAAGAUUAAUAACUCAGAUUAUUGGCAGAGGAACAGCCCUGCGACUUUGUUUAAGCUCAUGGUUGGCAGGUUGUACGAAGCCUUGGUUGCUGGUAACAUCCCAUACUUCUGGAACAAGCAGAACAACCUCAUAGGUGCAGUUGAAAGAAAAGUUCUAGAUGACUACAAAGCUAAAUUGCAACCCCUUUUGGCAAUAUUAGAACAGCCAACACAGUAUAAGUUGGUAGCCAAAUAUUUACUGACACCUGCCGAAUUCGCUGAUUAUAAUGCCAGGUUUUUACACAUUUGAUAAAUCCAACUAUUUUAUAUUUCUAUUGGAACUAAGUAUAACUAAGUAACAUAUUGGAACUAAGUAAGUUAAGUAAGACAUAAUAAGCAUAGGUAUAGAAUUUGCAGCUAUAAAAUGAAGCCUAGAUUCACAUACGUACUGACUGAUAAUGAAUUUUAAUUCAUUGAAAUAGAAAGGUGCAUUUUCAUUCCUCUAUUGCAUUUAGUUUACUAUAACUUAACUUUUCUUUAUUUUUUAAGUGUUCAAUUUAUAUAUUGUAGAAGAAAUAGAGACUAUUAUUUUAUUUUUAUUGUCGGUAGAAUAUUUAUAAACCUAUCUAAAAUAAAAUUCUAAUGACAUAGUGUAGGCGCCAAUAGUGCCUUUAUGGUUACCUACUGAUGAAUCAAUGAUGAAUGAACGUGAUUAGAUUGCUUGAUAAUCAAAAGUACAUAGGUACCUGCUUACGUACUGUAAUAUGUGAUAUCAAUAUGAUAUGUAAUCAAAAUUAUAGUUAUAUGAACCUUAGUUUUUGCAGCAUUGUAAAUUGUUCCUACAAACUUGGAUUACAGAUAUAUUCAGACCCCUUUUUCUGUAGUUUUUUACAAUAGCUAUUAACAACGUAUAUUUGUGUUAAAAAUAAGGGACUGCAUAAUCUUAAUGAAUUUAAAGUGGAGAUGAAUAAAUUACCUUUAGUUGGACCAUAUCGUCAAAGUUGACAAACACUGAAAGCCGAAUAUAACAAUUGAUAUAUUUUAGCAUUCAGGUAUAUUCCACAUGUCUGUCUGUUUUCAUGUUUUUUUGGUUUAAAGAUAGAUAAGUAGGUACAAAAGUAAAGUACAAUAAUUAUACGUAGGUCUUUAUAAAAAUCUUUAUACCUAUAUCAAAUAUUUUAUCGAUAGAACCACUAUGUAGUUUUUAAGAUGUUGUAUUAUUGAAGUGACAUUAAAAAUGUUGUAUUAUUUUUAAGUGUAAGUGUGUUUAUGUUAAUUAUCUAUAUUUUAUUACGUACUCUUAAUAAAUGUUUAUUUAGUAAAA